GUGCGCGCGCGCUUGGGUUCAUAUGGCUCGUGCGCUCAUGGAAAGCUGAUGUGUGGCGCGCUCUGAGAGUCUCACAUUUCAGGAAGUGUCGGAAGUCCUCAGCUGCUGUCCGUCUGUCCUGCUCUAUAUUAUGGUCGUGCAGUCGUGAUCCGCGUGGAUUGUCGGUGUGGAUCUCCGGUGGGGCACCAUGUCCACCCGGUACAGCCCGAGGCGUGCGCUCCUGGCCGCGGUCUGCGCGCAUCUUGUGUCCGUGCUGACUGUCUGCUGCGCCGGGAGCAUGUUUACAGCCGCUGCCUAUCCAAAUCAACAUGACACCCUGGAGCGUUAUGACAUAAUCGAACCACACCUGCUCAUUGGAGGACAGCAGAGACCGGUUAGUCUCAUAAAGUCAAUGGGUCAUCCUGGAUCACUGAAGGUGCUGAUUGAAGUGGAUGGAGAGCAACUGCUUCUUGCUUUGCAAAAAAAUGAAGAGCUGUUUGCCAGCCACUACACAGAAACACACUACCUGGAGGAUGGAAGUGCUGUCACCACCUCACCGAAUGUUACGAUUCACUGCUACUAUCAUGGCGAGGUGGAGGGUCACCCGGGGUCAGAGGUCAGCCUCAGCACCUGCACAGGACUCAGGGGACUGAUUUCACUUGAACAUGAAGUGUAUGUACUGGAGCCGAUGGAAGAGGGGAACACACACCGUCUUUACAGAGGAGAACAUCUUAAAGUCACCCAGGGAACCUGCGGACACGGUCACAACAUUUCAUACCCUACAGAGAUGAUGAACACUACUGGAGCCGUCUUCAGCUCUCACAGCAGUCACAGGCAUAAAAGAGACGCUCAGAGCAGCACCAAGCAUGUGGAGUUGAUCAUCGUCGCAGACAACCGCGAGUAUCAGAAACAGGGGAAAGACGUGGAGAAAGUGAAACAGAGGCUUGCUGAAAUAGCAAACUACGUGGACAAGUUUUACAGAUCUCUGAAUAUCCGUGUGGCUCUGGUGGGGCUGGAGGUGUGGAGUGACGGAGACAAAUGCUCUAUCACACAGGAUCCCUUCACAUCGCUCCAUGAGUUCCUGGACUGGAGAAAACUCAAGCUGCUCCCCCAGAGACCACACGAUAACGCUCAGCUCAUCAGUGGCGUUUACUUCCAGGGCACCACCAUCGGCAUGGCUCCCAUUAUGAGCAUGUGCACUGCGGAGCAGUCAGGGGGCAUCGUCAUGGAUCACUCCGAUAACCCUCUUGGUGCCGCGGUUACUUUGGCUCAUGAGCUCGGACACAAUUUCGGCAUGAACCACGACACGCCGGAGCGCGGCUGCGGCUGCAGGGCCACGGUGGACCGCGGCGGGUGCAUCAUGACCCCCUCCACUGGGUAUCCUUUCCCUACGGUCUUCAGUACGUGCAGUAAGAAGGAUCUCGCGGCGAGUUUGGAGAAAGGUGUGGGCAUGUGUUUGUUCAACAUGCCGGAGGUGAAGGUGCUCUACGGAGGCCAGAAAUGUGGAAACGGAUAUGUCGAGGAGGGAGAGCAGUGCGAUUGCGGAGAUCUGGAGGAGUGUCUGAAUCCCUGCUGUAAUGCCAGUACAUGCACACUGAAGGAGGAAGCUGUAUGUGCACAUGGACAGUGUUGUGAAAACUGUCAGCUGAAGCCUGCAGGGACUCCGUGCCGUGAGUCCAGUAACUCCUGUGAUCUGCCGGAGUUUUGCACAGGUGCCGAUCCUCACUGUCCCGCUAAUGUCUACCUGCACGAUGGACACACCUGUCAGGGUGUGGAUGGACACUGUUACAACGGCAUCUGCCAGACACACGAGCAGCAGUGCAUCACACUGUGGGGACAGGGUGCAAAACCAGCUCCAGGAAUCUGUUUCGAAAGAGUCAACUCGGCGGGAGAUCCGUAUGGAAACUGUGGAAAAGAUGCAAAGGGAUCGUUUGCCAAAUGUGAAGCGCGAGAUGCUAAAUGUGGGAAGAUCCAGUGUCAGGGCGGAGCCAAUCGGCCAGUGAUUGGCACCAAUGCCGUCUCAAUAGAAACCAAUAUCCCGCUCCAGGAAGGAGGACGAAUCCUCUGCCGAGGGACUCAUGUGUACCUGGGAGACGACAUGCCGGAUCCGGGCCUCGUGCUUACUGGCACCAAGUGUGGAGAAAACAUGAUGUGUAUAAACAGACAGUGUCAGAACAUCAGUGUGCUCGGGGUUCACGACUGUUCGGCCAAGUGCAGCGGACACGGGGUUUGUAAUAAUAAUAUGAACUGUCACUGUGAGUCGCUCUGGGCUCCUCCGUUCUGUGAUAAAGCUGGGUUUGGAGGCAGUAUGGACAGCGGCCCGAUGAGACAGACAGACAGCAGCAGUGUGACGGUGGGCAUCCUGGUGGCGUUUCUGUGUCUGCUGUGUGUUGGAAUAAUCGCGUGCAUUAAGAGAAAAACUCUGCUCAGUCUGUUCUUCAGCAAUAAGAAGAACACCAUUGAAAAACUGAGAUCUGUGGGACCCAACAGACUGAACAGUCCAGUGCACACACUCUCAUCUGCUCACACACACACUGGGAUUCAAACACACUCCACGUACAGAACGUCUCCUCAGCGUCAGGCCUCUGCUUUACCACAAACAGCCAGCAUAUAUAAGCCCCAGUCUCCUCUCCAGACGGUGGACUCUGUGGUCCCGUCUCAUGGUCUCCGCCGUCUGCCCCCGUGCCCUCCGCUCCACCUCUCUCACCCGCUGCCGCUGGCACACACACACACGUCUCCACCCAGAGCCCCUCCACCGGCACACACACACACAUCCGGUCCACCAGCGGGAACGGCUGGCCAAAACGUCUGCAAGAUCGCAAGGGCAUUCGAGAAGCCCAGUGCACCCCAGAAGCCUCUUCCUGCAGACCCUCUGUGUCGAAACAUCCGGGUGAUUCGUAACCCUUCGGCUGUGCGACUUCCAGCACCCAUCCCGACCCCAGCCGCCCCGCGACCCACUCCUCACCCACCGCCCUGCAGGCCUCCUCCUAAACAGCCGCCCACCCUGCCGAAGCCUCACUUCACCGCCGGAGUGAAGUUCAGCAGCUGAGAGCCGGACAGAAGGGAUCUCGUCCCUGGAGACGCUCGCUUUUUGCACUAUGAACCUCUGCGGGACACGUGAUGAUGCGAGGGGUGACCUUUGACCCCAGCGGUGCUCUCCCUCUAAACGGUGCUAUGAGUCCAAGCUCAGGUACAUGUCACGUGUUAUUUAUGUCGGUUACGAGCGUAUUUAUUUGAGCACAGUGCACUGUGGUUGACACUUUCUCAGACGUUUACCUGACUGUCCUUUUGUCGUUGUUGCUAUUGUUGUUGUUUUGACUUUUUCUCGACUGUGUACCAGCAGAUGAAGACGAGACGUGUUAUCUGUGAACAUGAACCACGUCACGUGGAUGUAAAUGGAAACGUGAAUUGGGAGUUGAUGGUUCUGUGUCUGUGAUGUUUUUUGGUAUAUGAAAAGGGCUUUUUUAACAAUUUCAUUCAAUUUAAUGGCCAUUUUUAUUAUAUAUUUCAGACAUACCUGUACAUUAUUAAACCUGAAUUACAGAUGCAGAACUUAAGGGAUGUUGAAGAAAUCUAUAUAAAAAUAAUCUCACGAUAACAUGUCCAGGUCACAUUUUAUCCCAGAUUAAAAGGAACAAAAUAUUAAAUAAAAUUUCGCAUAAAGUAAAAUAAUUUUUUAAGGUAUCUUGUUUUUCAUUCUAAGACAAUUAAGCUUGUUUCCCCCUGAUUUUUUUAUUAUUUGAAUAAAUCUGAAUGUUUUGCUUUUUUAUUUUAGAUAUUAGGCUUUCCAUGAUGAUGCUAAUUACUAAAGUAUUUUUUAUAAUAGUAACAAAAAUAUUUUAAAAAGUAAUGAAAAUGAAAUAAAAAUCCAAUUUUAUUUAUAUAGCACAAAUAAAAGCAAAUACUAUAAAAAAUAUUACAAUUUAAAUGAUAUAUUUGUAUUUUAUUACUUAUUUUUAUGCUGCAUUUAUGGUAAUUCGAGUGGAAAACGUGCUUAAUUUUUGUCAUAGAAAUCUUAAUGUUAAAAUUAAGCAUUCGUUACUUUUUCAGUCUCUGAAUUUAUUUUUGCAAACAAACAAGUUCAUUAAGUAAUUCUUUAAAAAUCAUCUGGUCAGGAUUAUUUUCAUUACUGUAUUGCAGUAAUGAGGAAUUAGAAACUGUUUAAUCAGUCUUCAAAACAGACUGUCGUACUAAUUUUUGAUUUUGGGGUGAAAUAUGACCUGGACUUGCACAGGUUUACAAUACUGUGCAGCUGAAUAAUGUUCUGAAUUCAUUGCAUUCAACUAAACAAGUCUUGUUUCUCUCUCUAUUAUUUUUUGUUGUUGUUGUUGUUGUUUUUUGAGUCUGAAAACAUUUGCAACAAACAAUAUGCUCCGAAUCCAGCUUUUGUUGAUUUCAAAGCUCGUAAGGAUGAUCGACAGACACAGAUGUUGUGUUCCUGUGACCUGUCGGAUGUUCAGAUAGACAGUUCAGUCCUUGAGAAGACCUGGACAGAUCUGAGAGCCAGAAAACCAAAACCAGGCCCUGAUUUCAUGCUCAUGCAGCCAUAUUCUCAUAGAAGUCCUUUGAAAUAGUUACCGUUGGGAAAUGAUUAAACAGAUUACAUGGAUUUUCUUUCUUAUUGACCCAAAUAAUGUUGCCACAUGGCGCAUUAAAAGUGGAUUGUGGUUAAUGAAAACAGACACAUGAAUCCUUCUCUAAAUAGUCCCAUAAUCCCUCUGGUCUCCCUCAAACACGCUGUGGUCAGUGGUUUUGAAUCACUGGCAAAGGUUCGUGGGCGAUUUGUCAGAGUAAAUGAACACUGCACUAAAAUUAUCUGAUGUGCACAAAACAGUUUUUGCAGUGAUUAUGGUCAUGAUUUACUGUCAAAGGGGUUAAAAUGAACACAAAUUGUGGUAAAACUUAAAGCCUUUAUAUAUAAUGCAUUAUAAAAUUAGUUUUAAUGCAUUAAUUAUGCACCUUAUAAUGCACUGUAUGAUCUCAUGAAUAAUUGCAACCACAAUUUACAAUAUUUAUACAAUUAUAAUACUUAUCUAUUCAUUGUUACACCUUUAGAAAGUAUCAUGCAUUAAAACAAACACAUGACAAACAAACCUUCAAAUAUUAUAAUAAAUUUAACCUUUGGUUACAGUUAUUUAUGGAUAACAGGGAACAUUCUGUAUAUCUGUAUUAUAGUGCAUUUUACUUAACCUGUUAACUGUCACCCGUCCGCUCUGUGGGACGCCUACAUUUACUUCACUAUAUUACAAUUAAAUCGAAUCUAAUCUUGACAAACUAUAUAUCGUUGGAAAGGUCUCAAAAAUCGACAUUAUAACAGGAAUUUUGACCUUUGUUAAAAAACAAGACGACUUUGUUGCCUUUUACUCACAUCUUUUUUACAAUCACAUUUUAGAAAUCAUGAGAAAUUAUAUAUCAACUGAAAACUUAAAAUCUCAAGAUUCAUCCUUUAAAACUCUUUUUAAAAUCAGACAUUGCAUUACCAUGUAAAUGGUACAUCAAUAUCAUGUUACAAAAUGUUUUCAUUCAUGAAUAAUAAAAAUUUAAGUUUGGAUCGUGCACUACAAAGUCAAUGUUCAAAAAUAUGAGUGACAGUUAAGGGGUUAAAGGCUUUAAGUGUUACUCAAAGUAGCUUUGGUGAGUAAAUAUGUUCUGCAACUUGCCACUUUGAGGAACUACAUAUAAUUAAUUGUCAUAAUAUGACUAAACUGAAUUGCAAGAAUGAUAGUCUGAUGCACAAAAGAUUGUAAACAGACAUGAAAGCAUCUUUUACCAAUCAAAAUUAUACAUGCUACCAUUCAAAAGUUUGAAGAUUUUUUUUUUUGUGUGCACCAAGGCUGCAUUUAUUUGAUCAAUAUUCUAAAAUACUAUUACAAAUGAAAAAUAAAAUGUCUCAUGAUCCUUCAGAAAUCAUUUUUUCAAAUUAACAGAAUUUUUUUGGAAUAGAAAUCUUUGGUAACAUAAUGUCACUUUGAGUCAAUUUAAUACAUCCUUGCUGAAUAAAAGUAUUAAUUUCUCUCUCAAAAAAAGUUUUGAAUGGUAAUGUAUUUUAAUAAUAAAUAAUGCAAAAUAUACACACUUUGCAUAUUUGACUCUCCAUUUGCAGGUUGAUGUUUGGCACUAAUAUACAAUGUUUUUAUUCAAGUCUUCUCACUUUAUAAUUUCUUGCCACUGAGCCAUUUAUGAUCUCAAACGUGGGUCUCUUAGGCCUUUAUUCUGAAACCUUAUGAGUGCCAUUAUAUCUCAGUGUUUACAUUGUAAAUUCAUCUUCAUUUACUAUAUUAGCAAACAUCGCGAGUGUCUCGUUGCCUUUUUACAGUGUUAAACCACACAGUGCAUUACAGUACGCACAGAGACUGUUCAGAUCCAGACGCUGACUUGAUGAUACGAUGAUCACGUGUCUCUAGGUUAACUGCCUUGCUUCUUUUAAUCACAGUUAUUAUUCACUUUGAUUCACGUUGUAUCUGCACUCAGUAAAUCUGCUCAUGUAAUGCUCUUUACGUUUUUUCUUCAGUAUCACGGGUGUAAACUGCUUUUUUAUGAUAAUUCUUUGAUUAAUCAAGAAAAUGUGAAAUAAGAUACUGUACGUUGAUGUCUGCAGCACACAAAUAACGGUCGGCAUAAAGGAAUAUGAAACCGA
Carassius gibelio (silver crucian carp) is the source of this 6616-nucleotide messenger RNA. It is a transcript of the gene adam12a, whose product is annotated as disintegrin and metalloproteinase domain-containing protein 12. The coding region runs from base 188 to 3028 and encodes 946 amino acids. Gene Ontology annotation, biological process: proteolysis. The transcript has 23 exons. Gene Ontology annotation, molecular function: metalloendopeptidase activity. Lineage: Eukaryota; Metazoa; Chordata; Actinopteri; Cypriniformes; Cyprinidae. The record is from RefSeq and is a predicted model, not a curated record.